UGCAUCGGGUAUUAUUAAUGCUGUCAGGAGCCGGGUAUGGUCGAGUGUAUUUUGCGAGUGAACAACAUGCUGGGUCUAACAGACAGAGCUGCAGUGGUGAUGUCAUUAUCAUUACAAGUUGCUUAUGCACAGCAUUUUAAUAUGGCCAACAUUAAUUUUGACAGUUCAACUCCGAUGCCCGAGUUAUCCAGUAUGGUCAUGUUCUACAUAUCGCCCGUCCUCACCGUCGUCAUCCUCCUAAUCUGUAUAUUCUGUCUGAAUCAUCUCAUACGACAGUGCAAGACAAAAAUGACUACAGGUCGACGAACUCUGCCAACAAUAUCAGGAAGUGUCCAAAAUGGAUUAUAUUGCGAACCGCCUCCUCCUUAUACAUUAACAGACAUUUCCCAUGGUGCAUUCUUACCGGAAGAAUCAUUAACAAACUGUCCGGCAUAUACAGAGGAUCCACCGACUUAUUUAGAGCUGACAGUACUUCAAAAUAAUUCAUGA
Mizuhopecten yessoensis (Yesso scallop) is the source of this 489-nucleotide messenger RNA. RefSeq lists its product as uncharacterized. Lineage: Eukaryota; Metazoa; Mollusca; Bivalvia; Pectinida; Pectinidae. The transcript is spliced from 4 exons. The coding region runs from base 37 to 489 and encodes 150 amino acids. The record is from RefSeq and is a predicted model, not a curated record.